Molecule: messenger RNA, 3803 nt
Organism: Puccinia graminis f. sp. tritici CRL 75-36-700-3
Lineage: Eukaryota; Fungi; Basidiomycota; Pucciniomycetes; Pucciniales; Pucciniaceae
Exons: 4
Coding region: 146-3481 (1111 amino acids)
Biological process (GO): protein transport to vacuole involved in ubiquitin-dependent protein catabolic process via the multivesicular body sorting pathway
Cellular component (GO): endosome
Molecular function (GO): protein binding
Source: RefSeq, a predicted model, not a curated record
CAGAAUUUGAAUCAGCACAUGCCCACUGCAACCAGCUCAUAUCCACCCCCAAACUCAGACUCUUUUCUCUUGACCAUCCCAUUGUCACCAGGAUUUCUUCAUUUUGAGCCACCGCAUCUCCUCAAGCACUCCAAUUCGUCGCAUCAUGUCCACCGUGCAGGCGCCAUUGUUAUGGGUGCCUCUCAAAACAACUUCGGAUGUCUCGUAUGCCCCAUCUAUUCGUCAGACGAUUAUCCAGACCUACCAGGAAUCAGCCGAUAGCUACAAAGAAGAAAUCGCCGCCCUCGAUCGAUGUCGGCAAGAUGCCCUCAGGGGUAGCGCAGGAAGUGACAUAACUGGUCGGGACUUACUGUACAAGUACUUUGGUCAACUCGAACUUCUCGAGCUCCGAUUCCCUGAGGUCCGAGUCCCAUUCCCUUGGAAGGAUGCUUUCACCGGCAAAGAAAUAUCACAACUAUCACUUGCUUACGAAAAGGCAUCCGUCAUCUUUAAUAUUGCAGCCACCCUCUCCUCAUUGGCUGCGCAGCAGAAUCGAACAUCUACCGAGGGUAUCCGUCGAGCGUUCCAUAACUUUAGAUGCGCUGCUGGGAUGUUUACCUACAUCAACGACAACUUUCUACACGCCCCGUCAACCGAUCUGAGCCGAGAAGUGGUCAAAGUCCUUGUUCAACUGAUGAUUGCCCAAGCCACCGAAGUUUUUGUCGAGCGAAUGACUGAGGAGAAAGAGAAGAAACCGUUUGGAUUGAGAGCUCGAGUCAGCACUCAAGCCGCUUUCCUCUACGGUAGUAUCAUAGAAGAUGUAAAGGAACUGGUCAACAAGGGGAUUUUCGAACGCAGCUGGACUUGGCUUGUUCAAUGCAAGCACAAAUACUUUGUCUCAUUGGCCCAAUACCAGCGAUCUUUGGCCGAUUCAGCUUCCUCUAAACAUGGCGAUGCUUUGGCUCGACUUCAAAUCGCAGAAACAGCCGCAAAAGAAGCCUCUCGAUUUGCAACAUCGUUUUCCACUUCCUUUACGACUGCUAGCAGCGCAGGCUCAGCUACCCUUCCCUCUGACGCUGCGACCUCACUGUUGGAUCUCACACGAACACAUUUGGCGCUUUGUAAUGAAGCAAAGGUUUCAGAACAGCGGGACAACGAUUUGAUCUAUCAUGAAGCAUUGCCCUCAGAAGCGGCUCUCCCCCCAAUUGAGAAGAGUAGUGUCGGUGAGCCCAUUGCGAUUCAGGAAGUAUACGGAGCACCGGAGGUUCAGAAAGUCGUUGGCCAAGACAUUUUCGUUCGCCUUGUCCCACUCAGCGUUCAUCAAAGCUCAAGCCUUUACAGCGAAGAAAAGGCGAAGCUCAUUCGAACCGAAGGGGAAAGGUGCGAAACGGCUGAUACAGAACUCGUCACUGCCCUCGAAUUCGCGGGUUUGCCAGCGAGCUUGGACAAAUUCAAUGAUUUUGUCAACAAUGGAUCGACGCGACUGAGUGAGAUGACGGAACCUCCCAACCAAGUCCUCGAAUGGGCAGAAGCUGUACAACACGCCAAAGAAGUUAAACCAAUUGAGAAGAUGUGGGAUGAGUUGACCGGUCUGCGUAACAAAGUCCAUCACGAUCUUGACAGCAUUGAACAAAAGCUCGACACCGACGCUCGCGAUUGUGAGCAAAUGCGUGUAAAAUAUGAUCAUCUUUGGGAACAACAACCGUCUUCCAAUUUCACUAAGGCAUGGAGGCAAAGCUUGAAGUCCCAUCGAGAAGCACUGGAGGAGGCUAGGAAGUCUGAUCAGCAAAUCGAUGAGAUUUGGCAAUCAGCAAAGACGGACCUUGGAAUCCUGGCUGAUCCAACUCGGCAGUCGGUGCGCCGAUUGUUUACAGAGAACAUGCAACAUAGAGACAACUCGAACGCCAACAGUCUUCUCGACAUGCUCGAUGUUAAUGAUGAUGAAUCCGAAAUGUCACAAAUGAAGAACAUGAUAACAGCAAUUCAAGAAAAUAUCAGUCGUCUUCAAGCCAUCAAAAAGGAGCGAAACGGAGUGCUGCAAGACCUGAAGGAACGAAUUCAAGCGGAUGACAUCUCACAACUUUUGAUUUUAAAUCGGAAAGCUCAAAACAUUGAGCCUGCAUUGUUUGCUGCUGAGCUUGAAAAGUUCCAGGCCCAUUCUGGCCGGAUCAGCGCCACAAUACACCUACAGACAACUGCCAUCCAAGAAUUAACGGCCCACUACAAAUCUUUGGUCGACAGCAGGCGAGGGAAAGAUAUACAGGAACGAUGGACAAACGCAUCGAAAAGAAUGGCACAAGCCACGAAUCGGUUACAAGCAGCGUAUCAAUCUCAUGAGGAAGUUCGAUCAGCACUGCUGAAAGGAAUUCACUUCUAUCGCGAAACUCAAACGGCGGUAAUUGAGAUUCAGAGACAAGCUGAAAGUUUUCUCAGUAAUCGGGUAGCUGAACGGAUGCGUAUGGUCACUCAAGCUGAAGCUAAAUCAGAUAGGAAGGACGCCAAUCGGGGACAGGCCCAUAAUCUGGAUCAUCAAAUGGCCAGAAUGAACUUAGCCAAUUCGUCGUUAUCAUCUCCUGCCUCGGGUCCUGUCCCUCCACCCCUACCGCCCCCGCCUCGACAAUGGCAACAACCAGUCAAUUCUAGCUCCCCUGGGCCCCCAUAUCAGACCUUUUCCCCUUACUCAACUGGCUCGGAUCGGACCUCAGCUUCAGCAACUCAGGCCCAUUAUUCCUCACCCUCACCACCAUCCGCUGAUCCAUAUGCUUCAUUGGCAUCCUUUGGCUCAAUCAACCCCUCUACAACGCCCGUAUCCCAGAACCUCUCUGGCCCGGUCCACCCCCAAGUUUCUCAUCAGUAUUCGGGACAAGCUCAGGCUUCAAUUCCCCAACAGUAUUCCGGUCAAGCUCCACCACCUCCCCCUUCAGCCCCUCCCCAGCGUCCUGCUCAGUUUCAUCAUCAACACAACGCAUUCCCAGCUAACGCCCAAUACGAUCCCGUUGCUGCAUCAGCUGGCCCGCCCAAGCCUGCUUUGCCGCCACCUCCUCCACCGGUAACCUACCAAUCUGCUGUUGCACAAGCCCAAAAUCCAAACUCGUCGUGGACCUCUUCUCAACCCUCUGAAGCCCUUCACCACCAUGCUCAACAGCCUGGUCCAUCACCGAUGCAUUAUCCUUCUGCUCCGCAACCUCGGCCACCAGUGGGCCCUCUGACCUCACAUUACCAUCAGAACAGCACUGCUCAGACUUACGUUCCCAACCAUCAAUUCUCUGCUCCGACCGUCCAGGCCUAUCAUGAUCCCAGGAACGGUAUGAGCUACGGUUCUGCAACUCAAAGUCCUCAACCACCGCCGAAGUCCGAUCCAAUUUAUCCAAAUCAUGGCGGAUGGCAACAGGGCCAACAACAUCCUAAUUCAUACACCACAGCUCCCCAUAAUUCUUAUUACCCUAACCCCGCACCACCGCCACCACCACCACCACCACCACAUGGAUCAAGGUAUCAGUAGUCCAUGAUCUGUUUAUUGUAGCUUGUAAGAUCUUAAGCAAUCUCGUAUGAACAUAUACACCAUUUUUUGUUUCUUUAGAUGAUUUUUUUUUUCAAGUAGCACAUUGUAUGCAACUAUUUAUUAGCUACUUUCUUCUUUUUUUCUCCUGGUGUGCCUGUGCCUUGUUGUUGAGCCGUUAAAAUAAAGUUUGAUCAAGUUGUGAGUGACCACAAAAAAAAAAGCUCACUAGAUGACAGGUGACAUUAUGUAUGUAGCAUUGGUUACCACUCCAGUGUUGUUCUGGUGCUGCUGCAAUCCAACUACAAAUUCAAUGGCCCCUUUG